AUGCAAAUCAUUACGGAAAGAUUCUACUCGAACAUUUUCCGUUCAUCAACUCCUGUUAGUUUAGUUCUAGCGAACCACAUGACGUUUCAUCUUCAGCAGGAAAGAAUUCCAGACCAGUGGAAAUUUUCGCGAACUAUUGUUAUUCAUGGGAAAGGUGCCCGAAAGGACUUUCGGAACUACCGUCCGAAAUGUUUGCUGAUCGUUUUGCACAAAAUAUUCAUCAAGAUCAUUCUCACGCGUACAUCUAUGACGCUAGAUGGAGCCCACCUUCACGAACAAGCUGGAUUCCACCAGAGGUUCAACUGGUUGGACAAUAUUUACCGCCUGGCCCUUGUCCUAACCUUCGUCGACUAUGAAAACGCCUUCGACAGCGUAGAAACGAAUGCAAUACUGUCAGCGCCUGUCGAUCAAGAUGUGGACGCGUCGUAUGUGAGGACAAUACCCAAUUGCUACGUUCGAUGCACCACUAGGAUACAGCUUUUCCACCGCUUUAUCAACAUACCUAUCGGAAAGGGGGUACGACAAGGCGAUACUACAUCGCCGAAGCUGUUCACUGCUGCAUUACAAUGGAUAAGGAAACCAGUGGCUUUGGAAGAAGGCAUACAUGUUGGCAGAAGAUUCCCCUCAAACUUCCCUUUUGCGGACGACAUAGUUCUUUUUUCGAGAAGUACCAAUGAAGCAGAGACCAUGCUCAAGAAGCUGGACGAAACAAGGAAGAGAAUAGGAUAA
This is a messenger RNA of Necator americanus (New World hookworm), 729 nucleotides long. RefSeq lists its product as uncharacterized. NCBI's taxonomy places the organism in Eukaryota, Metazoa, Nematoda, Chromadorea, Rhabditida, Ancylostomatidae. The transcript has a single exon. The record is from RefSeq and is a predicted model, not a curated record. Bases 1 to 729 code for a protein of 242 amino acids.